UAUAACCUAACUUAUCAGUAACUAUUACAAUAGCUAUCUUUUAGUACUUUGAAUAAAUCUUAUUUAUAUUUCAAGAUUUAUUGCUUAUUGAAAAUAAAUAAAAAUGGCUAGUACAUCUAGUGACCAAACUACAAUCGCUCAAAAAACUUGGGAGAUGUCAAAUAAUGUUGAAACAAUUAGUACUGUCGAUGAAAUCUACAGAUAUGACAGAAAAGAACAACAAGACAUAUUGGCAGCUAAGCCAUGGGACAAAGAUCCCCAUUUCUUCAAAGACAUUAAAAUCUCAGCAUUAGCAUUGUUAAAAAUGGUAAUGCAUGCACGUUCUGGUGGAACAUUAGAGGUAAUGGGUCUUCUACUUGGAAAAGUAGCAGCGAAUACAAUGAUUGUUAUGGAUUCUUUUGCAUUACCUGUUGAAGGGACAGAAACAAGGGUUAAUGCGCAAGCUCAAGCAUAUGAAUAUAUGACUGCGUAUAUAGAAGCUGCAAAACAGGUUGGCAGACAAGAGAAUGCUAUUGGUUGGUAUCAUAGUCAUCCAGGGUAUGGAUGCUGGUUAUCAGGUAUCGAUGUCUCUACUCAAAUGCUUAAUCAAAAUUUUCAAGAACCAUUUGUUGCUAUUGUAAUUGAUCCUGUGCGAACUAUCUCUGCUGGUAAAGUUUGUUUAGGAGCAUUCAGAACUUAUCCAAAGGGAUAUAAACCAGCUAACGAGGAACCAUCAGAAUAUCAAACAAUACCUCUAAAUAAAAUUGAAGAUUUCGGGGUACAUUGUAAACAAUAUUAUUCUUUAGAAGUAUCAUAUUUUAAAUCGUUAUUAGAUAAGCGUUUGUUGGACUCCUUAUGGAAUAAGUAUUGGGUGAAUACUCUUAGCUCUUCUAGUUUAUUGACUAAUGCGGAUUAUACUACAGGACAAAUAUUUGAUUUGUCUGAUAAAUUGGAGCAAUCGGAAGUUGCGCUUGGAAGAGGAUUUGUUUUAGGUGGAACAGAUCCACACGAUCGUAGUACCGUGGAAAAACUUAUUAAAGCAACACGCGACAGUUCGAAAACUACUAUUGAAGUUAUACACGGUUUAAUGGCUCAAGUUAUUAAAGACAAAUUAUUUAAUCAAGUUGGAACUAAUAUGACAGAUUCUCAUUGAACACUGACGAUUAUAUUAAUUUUUAAUAAGUUAAUUUAAUUAUGAAAAAUAAUGUAUUUGUAAUAAAAAUGUGUUAUAUAAUGAAUAGUUGUAAGAUA
Polistes dominula (European paper wasp) is the source of this 1230-nucleotide messenger RNA. It is a transcript of the gene CSN5, whose product is annotated as COP9 signalosome subunit 5. Lineage: Eukaryota; Metazoa; Arthropoda; Insecta; Hymenoptera; Vespidae. Gene Ontology annotation, molecular function: protein binding; metallopeptidase activity. The record is from RefSeq and is a predicted model, not a curated record.